AGAGCUGUUCAGUCAUUGCUCAACAAGCUGAUGAGAAGCAACCUUGUGAACAACACCAAUCAAUUGGAGGUCUUACAGCGGGACCCGAAUUCCCCCCUCUAUUCAGUGAAGUCUUUUGAAGAGCUUCAGCUGAAGCCACAGCUUCUGCAAGGGGUCUAUGCCAUGGGCUUUAACCGGCCAUCUAAGAUACAAGAGAGCGCACUACCCAUGAUGCUUGCUAAACCCCCACAGAACCUGAUUGCCCAGUCUCAGUCUGGUACUGGUAAAACAGCGGCCUUUGUCCUGGCUAUGCUCAGCCAAGUGGAACCACUGAACAGAUACCCCCAGUGUUUGUGCCUCUCACCCACUUAUGAGCUGGCUCUUCAGACGGGAAAGGUGAUCGAGCAGAUGGGCAAAUUUUAUCCAGACCUUAAGCUGGCCUAUGCUGUUCGAGGCAACAAGUUGGAAAGAGGUCAGACAAUCAGUGAGCAGAUUGUAAUUGGCACCCCUGGCACCGUUCUGGAUUGGUGCUCCAAGCUGAAAUUCAUCAACCCCAAAAAGAUCAAGGUGUUUGUUCUGGAUGAAGCUGAUGUGAUGAUCGCUACCCAAGGGCAUCAGGAUCAGAGCAUCCGCAUCCAGAGGAUGCUACCUAAGGACUGUCAGAUGCUGCUUUUCUCUGCCACCUUCGAAGAUUCUGUGUGGAGGUUUGCUCAGAAAGUUGUUCCAGACCCCAACAUCAUCAAACUGAAGCGAGAAGAGGAAACUUUAGAUAACAUUAAGCAGUAUUACGUUUUGUGCAAUAACCGGGACGAGAAGUUCCAGGCCCUCUCUAAUCUCUAUGGGGCCAUCACCAUUGCACAAGUCAUGAUUUUCUGUCAUACCCGCAAAACAGCUGGUUGGCUGGCAGCUGAACUAUCCAAAGAAGGCCACCAGGUGGCGCUUCUGAGUGGCGAGAUGAUGGUGGAACAGAGAGCUGCUGUGAUUGAGCGUUUCCGGGAGGGCAAGGAGAAAGUGUUGGUGGCUACCAAUGUGUGUGCCCGAGGUAUUGAUGUGGAACAGGUGUCUGUGGUCAUCAACUUUGACCUGCCAGUGGACAAGGAUGGGAAUCCAGACAAUGAGACCUACCUCCAUCGGAUUGGGCGCACAGGGCGCUUUGGCAAGCGAGGCCUGGCCGUGAACAUGGUGGACAGCAAGCACAGCAUGAAGGUUCUCAACAGAAUCCAAGAACAUUUCAAUAAGAAGAUAGAGAGAUUGGACACUGAUGAUUUGGAUGAGAUUGAGAAAAUAGCCAACUGA
Messenger RNA from Dromiciops gliroides (monito del monte), 1275 nucleotides. Its product is annotated as ATP-dependent RNA helicase DDX19B-like. The record is from RefSeq and is a predicted model, not a curated record. The coding region runs from base 31 to 1275 and encodes 414 amino acids. Gene Ontology annotation, molecular function: RNA helicase activity; RNA binding; ATP binding. Gene Ontology annotation, biological process: poly(A)+ mRNA export from nucleus. The transcript has a single exon. Lineage: Eukaryota; Metazoa; Chordata; Mammalia; Microbiotheria; Microbiotheriidae. Gene Ontology annotation, cellular component: cytoplasmic stress granule; nucleus.